This is a messenger RNA of Exserohilum turcica Et28A, 1076 nucleotides long. RefSeq lists its product as uncharacterized. Gene Ontology annotation, molecular function: 4-hydroxy-tetrahydrodipicolinate synthase activity. The record is from RefSeq and is a predicted model, not a curated record. Bases 105 to 1076 code for a protein of 323 amino acids. NCBI's taxonomy places the organism in Eukaryota, Fungi, Ascomycota, Dothideomycetes, Pleosporales, Pleosporaceae. The transcript has a single exon.
GUCGUCACCAAGCCCAUCAACCCUUACUACCAUCUACACUUUACACUUGCAUCAGUAAAACACCUCUUCUUCAAUCCAUCACUCGCAUACUCCAGAUCAGCACAAUGGGUUCCAUGCCUGAAGUCAAGAAAGCUCCUCAGAUUGACCUUGCAGGUCUUGUCCCAGCGCCAGUUACCCCAUUCAACAGGGAUGGCUCGGUUGACUACGCCGCCAUCCAGCGCCUGGGUUCAUGGCUCGGCAGCAUUCCUGGCGUCAAGGGACUAGUCGUUCUCGGACAUGCCGGCGAGGGUACUUUCCUCACUCAAGAAGAACAAGUCGAAGUCAUCAAGGCCUUUGUCAAGUCCGUUGACAACAAGAUCCCCAUCAUCGCGGGCAUCACGACCGAAGGCACAGAAGUAGCAGCCCUCGAAGCUCAACGCGCAAAGGCCGCAGGAGCACAAGCCGGUCUCCUAUACCCCAGCCACGGCUGGCUGCGCUUCGGAUACCAGCCAGGUGCCCCACAGGACAGGUACAAGACUGUGUACGAGAAGUCCGGUCUGCCUCUCAUCCUGUUCCAAUACCCAGACAACACCAAGGCCACAUACAACCUCGACACACUGCUCGAGAUCGCCGCCCAGCCCGGCGUCAUCGCCAUGAAGAACGGUGUCCGCAACAUGCGCCGAUGGGAUGUCGAGAUCCCCAUUAUCAGGAAGCAGAACCCCGACCUGACCAUCCUCACAUGCCAUGACGAGUACCUGCUCCACACAUGCUUCGAUGUCGACGGCAUGCUUGUCGGAUACGGCAACAUUGCUCCAGAGGAGCUGCUGGAGAUGAUCGAUGCCGGAAAGGCGAGAGAUUACCCCCGCGCACGAGCUGUUCACGACAGACUGCUUCCCGUUACCAGGAACGUGUACCACCGCGGCUCGCACAUGGAGGGCACAGUAGCGCUGAAGCACGGCCUGGUAGCGCGCGGUAUCCUGGAGCACGCCACAGUCAGGAGUGGACUGCUGCCACUACAAGAUGGCGCCGAGCAAGAGAUCCACGCUGCGUUCAAGUCGGCGUCGUUGGGCAAGGUGACACCGCCCAAGUCGAGUUAA